AUGGCGAUGGCGUCGUCAUGCUGCUUUGAUCUUAACACUCUUCCUCCACAGAUUAAUCUUCCACUGGCAAAAGUCAUCACUGACGAAGAUCUGGAGAUGAAGAAUCUAGGAAUAGUGAAUUGGUCGCCAUUCUGCUGGGAUCUUAAUGUUACUCCUCCACAGGUUAAAUUUCAUUUUCCUCCUCCUCCUCCACAGAUUAAUCUUCCACCUGCCAAAGUCAUCACUAACGAAGACGGACACUAUAUAUUUGGGAUUGAGGCCUCUCUGACACCAAGAUUGUUUGAGAAGCUCGGCCUUAGUCUACAUGAUCUUCUUCGGAAGAAUAGCUAUGGAUCUUUGCCACUUGAUCUAGUCCGCGAUAUUGGCAGGCAGCUACUGAAGUCUAUUGCAGUCAUGCACGAGCUACAAUUUAUUCAUACGGAUCUAAAGCCCGAAAAUAUUCUCUUGGUCUCCUCGGACUUCAUGACGAUUUCUGAUCAUAAGGUUAGUUCUCGAUCGUCUCAAUGCAAUUUGCAUCUACCGACAUCAAAUGCUAUCAAAGUCAUAGAUUUUGGAAGUUCGACAUCUGGGUAUCAGAAACAUAGACAUUUGAUCACGACGAGGCCUUACCGUGCACCUGAAGUCAUUCUUGAUAAAGGAUGGAGCUAUCCCUGCGAUAUGUGGAGCAUCGGUUGCAUUUUGAUAGAACUUUGCACCGGUGGAGCGUAUUUUAGGACUCCCCAAGACUUGGAGCACUUAGUGAUGAUGGAGGCAAUGUUGGGUCCCUUGCCACGCCAAAUACACACCGCACUCCAGGAAGCACUGGAAUCGAAGUCGUCAAAACAAUAUAUUUCACAGGAAAGAUUGAUAGACAUCUUCAUGUUGGAUUCCGUUGAGAUAAUAAUCAAAUCAAACCUCCUCAUCAUUCUGAAUUUGAAAUUGCAAGAUUUGGUGAUGAGCCACAUCAAUGAUUCUGCUAAUGCUAAUUAUGAUCUAGUGGACCUUCUUCAGAGGCUUCUCCGCUACGAUCCAGCUGAGCGUCUCAAGGCCAGAGAUGCACUUACACAUCCCUUCUUCGCUCGCUAUUAA
This is a messenger RNA of Zingiber officinale, 1068 nucleotides long. RefSeq names its product serine/threonine-protein kinase AFC1-like. Gene Ontology annotation, biological process: protein phosphorylation. NCBI's taxonomy places the organism in Eukaryota, Viridiplantae, Streptophyta, Magnoliopsida, Zingiberales, Zingiberaceae. The transcript is spliced from 11 exons. The record is from RefSeq and is a predicted model, not a curated record. Gene Ontology annotation, cellular component: nucleus. Gene Ontology annotation, molecular function: protein kinase activity; ATP binding. The coding region runs from base 1 to 1068 and encodes 355 amino acids.